Molecule: messenger RNA, 255 nt
Organism: Protopolystoma xenopodis
Lineage: Eukaryota; Metazoa; Platyhelminthes; Monogenea; Polystomatidea; Polystomatidae
Source: the annotation of a GenBank genome assembly
CAUCCAACUGCACAAAUUGGCGAUGGCUGCAGGAUUGGACCGAAUGUUACGAUAUCUGAUGGUGUUAUCAUCCAAGCCGGAGUUCGCAUUCGAAAUUCAGCUAUUUUAUCCAACGCGAUUAUUGGCCCUCAUUCAUGGCUCGAUGGCUGCAUUGUCGGCUGGAGGUGUACAGUAGGCAGAUGGGUACGUUCCAAACAGUACUUUUUAGAUUUAGGUUGUGAUAACGAUUCACUCCGAUGUCGAUGGAAACUGUAA